This is a messenger RNA of Armigeres subalbatus, 3732 nucleotides long. RefSeq names its product lamin-B receptor-like. Gene Ontology annotation, cellular component: nuclear inner membrane; endoplasmic reticulum membrane. The record is from RefSeq and is a predicted model, not a curated record. Bases 201 to 2264 code for a protein of 687 amino acids. The transcript has 3 exons. Lineage: Eukaryota; Metazoa; Arthropoda; Insecta; Diptera; Culicidae. Gene Ontology annotation, biological process: cholesterol biosynthetic process. Gene Ontology annotation, molecular function: Delta14-sterol reductase activity.
GUUGAUAACUGUUAUGCGAGUUAGGUCGCACACAUCAGCAAGCAACAUAUUUUCUGUGAAUGGCGUCUCUUUGAGCGCUUGUUUCCGUGCUCGGUGUCGUUAAGUUGAAAUUAAUAGCUGAUUUUUUGUGAAAAUCGUGAUAAAAGUAUUAUCAUCUGAUUCGGAACUAGACGGUGCAUCGAUUUGCAAAAACUGGUAGAAUGGAAAGUCGUCGAGCAACGAGGGGUGGCGUAUCAGCAACCGGCAGUGCAAGUUCCGGAGUGGUGCCCGGUCCGGCAGAAACAGCCAAACGGGGGCGAAAGUCAACCGCACGUAAUCGAACCCCGUCUCCACCACCUGCCAGAAAAGCAUCCCCCGCUCGAAAGGCAUCACCUUCCAGGGCGGCAAAGCGGACGUCCCCUGCGAGAAAGUCAUCGCCGCCGAAAAAAGCAUCACCUGCGCGAAAGGCUUCUCCAGCACGGAAAGCCUCGCCGGCUCGAAAAGCAUCUCCUUCAAAAGUGGCUUCUCCCUCCAGGAAGGUUGGCCGUCCUUCGAAUGCUACUAAGCAAGACGAGAUUCGACGAGCCGUAAAAGAUACGGUCACCAGUAAGGUAUCGCCAGAUGAGCCCCGACGAUCUGUGCGAAUUCGGAUUUCCGAGCAGCGUGAGAAGAGCCCCGUACUGAAAAAGUCCUUGCGAGAUAAGCAGUUAUCGAUUAUUUUAGACGACGAAGAUGACUUCAAGAAAGAUUCACCGGCGAAGAGCACCACGCCGAACACGAGCCAAAGAUCAAUCGUGACAACAACAGGUCGGAGCCGCAUCAGUGGGUCACGAUCUGUUAGUGUGGCCAAUGAAUCGCAGGAGUUCUCUGACCAAGAGGAGAUCGAGUUUCAGAGUUUCCACAAAGAUGAUAAUGGAUUGAAUCGAGAUAAAUCUUAUGCCAGGAGAAGUACUUCAAAACAGUUGCAUGACCUCCGCGAGUUCGGUGGAACUUGGGGUGCUGUGGCGGUCCUUUUACUGGUUCCAGCUUUCAUCUUCUUAACGAAUCACUUCUGCUCCGGGGUAGCUCAUCGGGACUGUACAUUCAGAAUACCUUCUAACCUGGACGAAUUUAAGGCAGUUUCUACGUACUUCAAUCGUGAAAUUGGAGUCAUAUUUCUCCUCUUCACCUGGGGAAUAGCUAUGGUUACAGCACUCCCCGUCGGCAAGGCUGUCAAAAUAGUCGAUGAAGUACGCGGUCAGCAAAGUUACAUUUUCACCGGAUUAUCCUGCGCCGUAUUUACAGGACUGGCCGUCUUCGUCGCUGAAUACUGCUAUAAGUACCCUUUGAUCUCAACCGUUAGCAAGGGCUACAAUCAGCUGUUGAUGAUUAGUUUGGCAUAUGCCUUCGUAACUGCUGCACUGGCUUUCGUCAAAUCUCGUUACGUACCACAAGUAAACUGGAAUCCAUACGCUAAGUCCGGACGGGUUCUGUCGGACUUCUUCAUCGGACGUGAAAUCAAUCCUCUCACCUUUAACACGUUGAAUCUCAAAUUGAUCCACUAUCAUAUCUCAGUUAUUCUCGCGCUGGUCUUCAAUUCAAUCAUUUUGUACCGCAAUGUCCACUUCCCGGUUUUCCUUGCCGAACAACAGGAACUUCCCCUUUUAGAAAAGCUAGUUUUCACCGUGAAAAACCUCGAAUAUGAACCAACCCCAGUUUUGGCCGCUAGCCUUACCAUCCUUUAUCUUCUGGACCUGCUCACCUAUGAACAUCAUCUGACGCAUUCGUUCGACCUGCAGAGCGAAGGAUUUGGCGCCCUGUUGCUACUGCGGUAUGCCGUGUUCCCGUUCACUUUGACCCUGUUGCCCAAGUACGUGGCCGCCCACAAGUUGACAGACGUCCCGGCGUGGGCGCUAGCAUUGAUUGCUGUCGUAGCGCUUGUCGGCCUCAUCAUCAAGCGAUCCAGCAAUCGGCUCAAGUACCAGUACCGACUUAAUCCACUUGGCGAAAAAUUUAUCGAUUUGGAAACCCUACCCACGUUCCAGGGCCGCCGGUUGCUCGUGGCUAAACUGUGGAGUCGCGUCCGCCAGCCAAACUACGCCGGUGACAUCCUGCAGAACGUAGCCCUGCUCCCGCUGCUCUACUGGCGCUUUGCCUGGCCUCCGCUGUUGGCGGUUUUGUUCACCGUCGCCUUGCUGGUUCAACGUGCUGUCCGCGUCAACGAUCGCAACGCUAAAAAGUACAAUUCCGCAUGGCAGCGGUACUGCUCGAAGGUGCGAUAUAUGUUGGUGCCUAAAGUUUUCUAAGUGAAUAGAGAUACGGACAUCUGGAGACGAUUGAACAGUUUUAUUUUUUUGAUUGUAAAAAGGAGUGUUAUUCAAAUUUACAACAUUUUUGCUAUUUUGUUUUAGAUAGCACACACGUAGAAUAGGCAGAUUAGAUCAGUAAGAGUGAGAGAGUGAUUUGUUUGAAAUGGAAAACAAAAAAGAUAAGACUAGUUUACAAAAAUCAAACGAUUUUAGGGACGGAUCAAUUCUAAAUUUAGUUUCUCACUUGAAUUAUUCGAAUCAUUUGACGUAAAGUUUUACAGUAGAUAUAUAGUUCGGAGCGCAGAAUAAUGGCCAUCGUUUAGGCUACUUAGAAAAAUCUACAUCUUAUCUAUUUGAAAGAUAAAAGUAUUAGUUCUAAGAGAGAAUUUAAAAUAGCAUAAAGGCUACGUUAAAUGAAUGAUUGUGAAUUUCUAACAAUUGAAGGCAAUCUUACAAUUACACAUCUGAAUUCUGUACAAAUCGGACAUAAGUAAUUUGAAAAUCACGAAUAUUUUACACUUUAUUUUUCUGCAAAACCGCAUUUUAAUAUGUAUGAUGCGCGGAUGGUUGGUUUUGAAUUUGCUGUCACGUUUUUGUUCGUUCGCGCAAGAAACAGAUUCGGCUGAUGUUUAUAUUUUGUAUGUACUAGAAAAAUUUAGAAUUUAACUUUAAUAAAGUGUAUUUCUUAAUUAAGUGCGCGAACUCGUUUGUGUAUACGGGGAUGUGUGAAGUAAAUUGUUCGUGGAAGUGAUUGGAUCAAUUUGGUGAGAUUGUUUCAAUAUGUUUUUAUAUGAUUCCAAAAUUAAAUGCGCGCUGGAUUAAAAAAAAUCCGGAAGUUUGUUUAUGGAUCCAUUUAUCCAAUUGAUAAUGGUAGCAUAAACAGGCGGGGCUUAUUGCUAGUGAAAGUGACCUCGGACUGGACGUGAGUUACCAGGCAGUCUGAAAUGGGUCACUGGAGCUGCAGUAGAGCUAGCACCUUCUAACUCCCGGGCUAAAGCUGACUUUAUUAAAGACAGCUUUCUUCCAUAAUACCACUGCCAGACAGUGGGGGUUAGAUUGAAGAUACAUACAUACAUACACAAACCGCAUUUUAAUAUGUAUUUUUUACAAACUAUUUUUAAACAUUAUAUAUUCAUGUACUAUUUGAUUUACUGAGUGUUUACAUAACAAAACAGAUCACACUUAAAAUAUACAAAGCAAAAGUGAGUUCGACAGCCAUUAAUGGAACGGACCGAACAAUUCAAAAUGCAACAGAUUUAUGCCUGUUAUCCAUAACAUGCUCACUGUGUACAGAUAGCUAUAUCAAUGUAUUUUUCACUGUAUUUUUUUACUUUGCUUUGAAAUAAAGACGAAAAUCGUUUAAAUUAGUACUGAUAAUAAGAUGAUGCUCUUCUAGUUAAGUUCUUGCUAAUAGGAUCCCGUUAAGCUCACUUUUUUUAGAAAUAAAGAUUUUAGAACACGGAAA